GAGUUUGGAAACGCAGUCGAAGCGAAUCGUAGCGCUCUCUAGUUCAAUUUGGAUUCGGCACAUUAGCAGCAAAAACGUAAAGCUUAGAUAAGAGGAGGCAUGGGGCACAUCUGGCUGACACUCGUAGUGCUCAUCUAUGGCAUCUAUGGGGUCUUAGGACAAGGCGGACAUCGCAGCCGAUACGAGCCAAAUUGGGCGAGCUUGGAUCAGAGGCCAUUGCCCAGGUGGUAUGAUGAGGCUAAGGUGGGCAUAUUUCUGCAUUAUGGCGUUUAUUCAGUGCCUAGUUUUGGAUCGGAAUGGUUCUGGACCAAUUGGAUAAAUCUGCGAAAUCCCGACUAUAUACGCUACAUGCAGCGCAACUAUAAACCCGACUUUACGUAUCAGCAAUUUGCCGAUCAAUUUACAGCGGAGCUCUUCAAUGCCACACAGUGGGCGUUGCUCUUUCGCGACAGUGGUGCUAAAUAUGUCGUGUUGACGAGCAAACAUCACGAUGGCUACACGCUGUGGCCCUCGAAGUACAGCUUUGGAUGGAACGCUGUCGAUGUGGGACCCAAGCGGGAUAUCAUCAAGGAGCUGGCAGCAGCUAUACGUGGUAACACGGAUCUGAAGUUUGGCUUGUAUUAUUCGUUGUUCGAGUGGUUCAAUCGCAUGUGGAUCGAUGAUAAGUUGCAUAUGCUGCUCCAACAGCACUUUGUCGACUACAAGGUGCGACCGGAGCAAAUGGAGCUGGUGGAGCAGUAUUUGCCAGAGAUCAUUUGGUCCGACGGUGACUGGGAGGCGCCGGCCAAGUAUUGGAAAUCCGAGGAGUUUAUUGCUUGGCUGUACAAUGACAGUCCUGUCAGGGAGACGGUGGUCACCAAUGAUCGCUGGGGCUUUGGCACCGCUUGUCUGCAUGGCGAUUUUUAUAAUUGCGCAGAUCGCUUUAAUCCCGGCGUGCUGCAGGCCCACAAAUGGGAGAAUGCCUUCACGCUGGAUCGCACUAGUUGGGGACAACGUUUCGAUGUCACGCUCGAGAACUUUAUGAGCUCGAAAGAUGUCAUCAAGGAGAUUGUCAGCACGGUCAGCUGCAAUGGCAAUGUGUUGAUCAACGUGGGACCCACCAAAUAUGGCACCAUUUUGCCCAUUUUCGAAGAGCGAUUGCGUGACAUGGGCCGCUGGCUGAAGAUCAAUGGCGAGGGCAUCUACAGCAGCGCACCGUGGAUCUAUCAAAAUGAUACACUUACUCCCAAUGUGUGGUACACCCGUGGUCAGCAAUCUGAUAAUUCCAGUGUAGUCAUCUAUGCCUUUGUGCUGGAAUAUCCUUAUGAUACCAAUGAGAUUGAUUUGUAUCCCCUGGGCAAGGAAAUCAACAUCUUUCGCAAUGUGAUGCUAACGGGUUUGGAUAUGGGCAGCGAUAGCGAUGUGCUUAACAAGAAAACCACAGAGAUCACCAUGCUGGGCAUGCAGGAUACAAAGAUACAGUGGACGUCGAGUCACAAUAAAUUGCACAUUGUUUUCCCACCUAAACAUCACAUCGACAAGCGAGGGCUGGACUUAGCUUGGACCUUCAAAAUAACUAUAGUUUAAAUCGAAUUGAGCCAUUUGAAAUAUUUGCGCAGGCAUGAAUAUAUUAUACAUAUUUGUACAUUGUA
Molecule: messenger RNA, 1631 nt
Organism: Drosophila albomicans
Lineage: Eukaryota; Metazoa; Arthropoda; Insecta; Diptera; Drosophilidae
Gene: Fuca
Product: putative alpha-L-fucosidase
Exons: 6
Coding region: 100-1566 (488 amino acids)
Biological process (GO): glycoside catabolic process; fucose metabolic process
Cellular component (GO): lysosome
Molecular function (GO): alpha-L-fucosidase activity
Source: RefSeq, a predicted model, not a curated record